UGAUGGGAGCAAAGGCUCGGAAGGGGGGCAUGAAAAGAUUUGUCGAAAAGCAUUGCACAUUCAAAGCAAUUUGGGGGGUUUACUCCCAAUGAGCAGCCAGCAAAUUGUAUGCAGAGAUGUGAUGGUUUCGAUCAAAAUCAGUUUCUAACGUCGGGGAUAGCCACUGAGUUACUGUUCCCUGAGUUUACCUCUGUCCUUGCAAUCUCAUGUCGUGCCUGAUCAUUUCCUGUGUGCACCAUGUGAAGUAAACUUUUCUUCAGACACAAACAUGCAGAGUCCACCACCACAUCCUGCUUAAUUUAUUUUCCCCUGGAGUAUAAAUAGCAAGCACGAAAGUCAUUGUUUGCAAACGAUUGCUCACUGCCUGAUGUGCAGUCGCCAUCAUAACCAUGGCUCUGUCUGCUCUCUGUCAAAAGGUCUUUCUUUUUGCGGUUUUGGCCUCGUCAGCUGAGUUUUGCAAAGUGACCAGAGGGCGACGUGACGCAAGAGGUAACCAGAGUUUAACAUCGAGGGAACCUCGUGCGAUAACAGUACGGCAUCCAUGGACCACCGUGGCGCUAACGGCAGGAAGUCCGAAAGUACGGAGUUUCCCCCUCUACAAAGAUGGCAACAACACUUUUCUGAAUGAUUCUACCAAGGAGCAUCUCAACAGUUCCAUUACCACGGUGGUGAUCCCGGUCAUUUCAAGCAUCGUCCUGAUCAUUGGCCUCCCGGCGAAUGGUCUUGCCCUUUGGGUUUUGGCCACCAAGGUCCAGAGGAUGCCCUCCACCAUCUUCCUGAUGAACCUGGCAACGGCCGACCUCCUCCUGAUCCUGGCGCUGCCCUUUAAAAUCCACUAUCACUUCCAGGGCAACAACUGGGUCUUCGGCGAAGCUCUGUGUCGGACGAUGACCGCCUUCUUCUACGGCAACAUGUACUGCUCCAUCCUCCUCCUCACCGUCAUUAGCAUCGACCGUUACUUUGCCCUGGUCCACCCGUUCUACUCCAAAGGCUUCAGAGACAAUAGGUUUGCUACGGUUACCUGCGUGACGAUUUGGUUUCUUGUUGGACUCUCCACCAUACCGUUCCUUUGGAAGAAGCAGGUGCACUGGUUGAAGAACCUAAAUAUCACGACCUGCCACGACGUCUUGCCGGAAGAUGUGGCCUCCGAUUACUACUUCGUGUGUCUGAUCGCUUUUGGCUUUCUCAUCCCGUUUCUCAUCACGAUAUUCUGCAACGUGUCGGUAAUCCGAGCGCUGGCCGUUAGCGCGGGGCCGUUCGGCCUGGCUGUGCGGAACAUGACAUUGGUGAUGAUUGUGUUUGUGGUGUGUUUUCUCCCCAGCAAUAUAAUCCUACUCAUCCACCAUUCCGGAAGCACCUACAGGUACCUCUAUCAUUAUUACAUGAUCUGUCUGAUGCUGUGCACCCUCAACAACUGCAUCGACCCCUUCAUCUACUACUACCUCUCGGACGAUUUCCGGAGUAAAGUGAGAAGCCUGACCUUCUGCACGAGAACGAACGAGGGUUCACGAAAAUCAGCUAGGCCCCUGGCCCAGACAAACACCUCCUCUACUCCGGACAGCAAGGUGUCGAGCAAUUGAAGUUGGUCUCUGUGAACAUGACCAGACUCUCAGUCGUAUCGGAGUAGCAAAGCCAGCAAUCUCUAGCUUGAUCAGUGACAUGCCUACUCAACCAGGAUGUUGCUUCCAAUAAAUCACUCCCUGUCUAACAACAAGAGAAAGCCCUCGACACAUGAAACCAGGACUGAUCCCAAUUAACAUUGGGAAAAGGUCGCGUCUUAAUGGUCGGGCAAAACGCACGGGUCUCACUGCACUUAAUGUCAGCAAGAAGACUGUACGUGAUUACAAUCAAGCUGUCCAGAUCGUACACACAGAAUAAAGUUAGCCUCUCUAUUUGGCUGUCAUAAUGAAAACACUCCACGCCAGGCAAGAUCUUGGUGAAUCUGCACUCUCUCCAGAACUUUAACAUCCGUCCUGUAGUGCGGUGUGCUGUACUCCAGAUGUUUUAUUAACAUUGCCUGUGUUGGAUAGUGCUAGUGUAUGGGGUGAUCACUGGUCGGCAUGGGCCGAAGGGCCUGUUUCUGUCCUGUAUCUCAAAAUUAAUGUAUGUGUCUUAACGUCUAUGUAAUUACAUAAUGCAAACAUUGUCAAAUGGAGGAAAAUGCAUCAAAUUCCCUGUUUGUGAUGAAUAUUUGGAUGUGUAACUUGCCUCAGAAUUAAAAACCUUUUGAAAAUAAAACAUUG
Molecule: messenger RNA, 2243 nt
Organism: Leucoraja erinaceus (little skate)
Lineage: Eukaryota; Metazoa; Chordata; Chondrichthyes; Rajiformes; Rajidae
Product: proteinase-activated receptor 3-like
Exons: 3
Coding region: 390-1580 (396 amino acids)
Biological process (GO): thrombin-activated receptor signaling pathway; blood coagulation; positive regulation of Rho protein signal transduction
Cellular component (GO): membrane
Molecular function (GO): thrombin-activated receptor activity
Source: RefSeq, a predicted model, not a curated record